This is a messenger RNA of Cuculus canorus (common cuckoo), 432 nucleotides long. Its product is annotated as transcription factor p65-like. Gene Ontology annotation, cellular component: cytoplasm. Gene Ontology annotation, molecular function: DNA-binding transcription factor activity, RNA polymerase II-specific; RNA polymerase II cis-regulatory region sequence-specific DNA binding. NCBI's taxonomy places the organism in Eukaryota, Metazoa, Chordata, Aves, Cuculiformes, Cuculidae. Gene Ontology annotation, biological process: regulation of transcription by RNA polymerase II; innate immune response; inflammatory response. Bases 40 to 288 code for a protein of 82 amino acids. The record is from RefSeq and is a predicted model, not a curated record. The transcript has 3 exons.
CUUUUGGGGGACCCCCCGGGCCCCCCCUCCCCCCCCGCCAUGGAGGACGUGACCCCCCCGGAUCUCCUGCCCUUCCUCCUGCAGCAGGACUGGGGGGCGCAGGAGGGGGGGGAGCCGUUGCCCUCGGUGGAGAUCCUGGAGCAGCCGAAGGCGCGAGGGAUGAGAUUCCGCUACAAAUGUGAGGGGCGCUCGGCCGGGAGCAUCCCCGGAGAGCACAGCACCGACACCACCAAGACCCACCCCACCAUCCGCGUGAGUCCCAGUACAAACCAGUAUAAACCAGUAUAAACCAGUAUGGACCAGUUAGCACUGGUGCCUGCCUAGCAACACCCCCCCCGACCCCUCCGAGCAUCCCCAUCCCCGGAGAGCACAGCACCGACACCACCAAGACCCACCCCACCAUCCGCGUGAGUCCCAGUACAAACCAGUAUG